Eimeria necatrix is the source of this 1086-nucleotide messenger RNA. RefSeq lists its product as hypothetical. The transcript has 2 exons. Bases 1 to 1086 code for a protein of 361 amino acids. The record is from RefSeq and is a predicted model, not a curated record. Lineage: Eukaryota; Apicomplexa; Conoidasida; Eucoccidiorida; Eimeriidae.
AUGAUGUGUGCGGUAGCGACAGGCCCUAAUGCCAUUCCAGUCUCCCAUGAGAUGGGAAACCAACUCCUCCGCACUGCGGGAGGAACUUAUAAGAGCGAUGAGCGCGCGGAAGGAACUCAGCCGCUUCCGGAAACGCGACGGGAGUCUGGGUCAGAGUCGACCCUGAGUGAAGAGACUUCGGACGCGACGAUGAAUAGCAGCAGGAAGUCUGCAGAGGCAACAGAAGACGGCAAUAGGGAUAGUCCCACCGUAGUCCACCCAAGGACCCCAGCAGAGCAAGCAUACGAGAUCUUGGCCAAACAAGUGGCGGGUAUGUCAGCCGAGGAGGCAGCUGUAUUCCUACGCCCGCCUCCAAGGAGGUAUAAGUCCCACGCGAAGACUAAGGCAAAGGCGCGGAUAACGUCGCUCGUUCGUCAGGCGGCGGACGACACUAACGAUCUCAGGACUCCGUUGCACGGUUUGCAUCUCAUACUGGCUUUGCCCGAAGCUUGUUCGGCAGUGCCCUUAAGGCUCUCGGAUGAAUGGCAAGGCGCGCUUUGUUGCGCGUUGAUAGGGAGUCAACCCAUGUCCUCGGGCUGCCGUAGUCCUUUGGCCUCAACCGCCUCGGUGACAGCGGAGAGUGACGAGGAGUCUCCCUGGCCUAUCGCAAAACUCGAGCACACUCUAUUCGACGAAUGGAUAAAUUCGACUGAGGCGCAGGAUAUUCCAUGUGGGGUUGCCCAAAUGUUGCACGAGUAUCGGGCGGUAUUUCCCGAUACCUUACCUAAAGGAUUACCUCCGAAGUGCCCUCAUGAUCAUCAUAUUCUCCUGUCGCCUGGAAAACUCCUAGCGAGAUCUGCAAUCUACCGUAUGACCCCAGAUCAGCUCACUUUCCACAAACAGGAGAUUGCCGAAUUAUCGGAAAACGGUUGGGUCGGACCGACCAAUUCGACUAUUUGCUCUCCUACGAUCAUGGUGAACAAACGUGAUGAUGGCUCCGGGGAGCGGAAGACGCGUAUGGUUGUCAAUUACCAGGCUCUAAACGCCCUUACGAUAGCCCCUGCACUGGAUAUUCAACAGCAAAGCAGUGGCGGGCGCAGACGAUGA